This is a messenger RNA of Mugil cephalus (flathead mullet), 4134 nucleotides long. RefSeq names its product potassium voltage-gated channel, KQT-like subfamily, member 3 (gene kcnq3). Gene Ontology annotation, cellular component: membrane. Gene Ontology annotation, molecular function: voltage-gated potassium channel activity. NCBI's taxonomy places the organism in Eukaryota, Metazoa, Chordata, Actinopteri, Mugiliformes, Mugilidae. The transcript is spliced from 16 exons. Bases 353 to 2887 code for a protein of 844 amino acids. The record is from RefSeq and is a predicted model, not a curated record. Gene Ontology annotation, biological process: potassium ion transport; transmembrane transport.
AUCUCUGCUCCACAUCCUCCGUCUCCACCCUCCACCUCCUCCUCCUCCUCCUUCCUCCUCCUCUUCCUCCUCCUUCUCCUCCUCUUCUUCUUCUUCUUCUUCUUCUUCCUCCUCCUCCGCCUCGGCGCCGCUUCCUCUGCGGGUGGAUGGAGGCUGGAAGCCCCGGAGACACGAGCCAUGCCCGGGAUCCGCUGCUGUCAGACUGCUGAGCACCUCCCUUCGCGCCGGAGACCACAUCCUCAAAUGACCCGCGGUUGAGGAGGGAGGGAGGGCGGGGGGGUGAGUCUCCGAGUCUCCGGAUCCAGCGCCCGGACCAUGGCAUGCUGCCCACGCCGGGCAUCCACCACUGACCAUGGGGCUCCGCUCCAGGACCGUCGCUAGCGGCUCGGAGGAGCAGAAGAAGCCGUCGUCGGGCGCUCCUCCUCCCGGGGACUUGCUGGACCAAAGCGCCGGGGGGGCGGACAAGGAUGGCGCCCUGCUCCUGGUGGCCUCGGGCCGGGACGACUACAAGCGGGGCUCCCAGGGCAUCGGCAUCGGGCUCCUGGCCAAGACCCCCCUGAACUACACCCGGCCCAGCAAGAGGAAUAACAUCCGCAAGAGGAGGAUCCAGAACCUGCUGUACGACGCGCUGGAGAGGCCGAGAGGAUGGGCGCUGCUCUACCACGCCUUCGUGUUUCUGAUCGUUCUGGGCUGUUUGAUCCUGGCCAUUCUCACCACGUUCAGGGAGCACGAGAAGGUUUCUGCACACUGGCUGGUUAUUCUGGAAACCUUCGCCAUCUUCAUCUUCGGAGCAGAGUUCGCUCUGAGGGUCUGGGCGGCCGGAUGCUGCUGCCGCUACAAAGGAUGGAGGGGGAGGCUGAAGUUCGCCCGCAAGCCUCUGUGCAUCCUGGACAUCUUCGUGCUGAUCGCCUCCGUGCCCGUCGUGGCCGUGCGUAACCAGGGCAACGUCUUGGCCACGUCCCUGCGCAGCCUGCGCUUCCUGCAGAUCCUGCGGAUGCUGCGCAUGGACCGGAGGGGGGGCACCUGGAAACUGCUGGGCUCGGCCAUCUACGCACACAGCAAGGAGCUGAUCACAGCCUGGUACAUCGGCUUCCUGUCCCUGAUCCUGGCGUCUUUCCUGGUCUACCUGGUGGAGAAGGACGACGUCUCCGAAAACGAGAACCCCACGGGUCCGCCCAAACCGCAGGACUUCGACACCUACGCCGACGCGCUGUGGUGGGGGCUGAUCACCCUGACGACCAUCGGCUACGGAGACAAAACCCCAAAGACCUGGGCAGGAAGACUGUUAGCGGGAACCUUCGCCCUCAUCGGAGUCUCCUUCUUCGCCCUGCCAGCGGGUAUUCUGGGUUCAGGUCUCGCUCUGAAGGUCCAGGAGCAGCACAGACAGAAGCACUUUGAGAAGCGGAGACAUCCAGCGGCUGGACUCAUCCAGUCUGCCUGGCGUUACUACUCCACCAACCCCAUCAGAGACGACCUCAUCGCCACCUGGAGGUUCUAUGAAACCAUCAUCUCUCUCCCCUGCUUCAGGAAGGAGACGUUGGAGGUCAUGGCGAGCCAGAAACUGAGUUUACUCGAGCGUGUCCGCCUUCCCAACGCCCGACCGUCCGUGGGCUCGGCCCGGAAGCUGAUGGGAAACACCGACUCCAUCGAGGAGAGUCCGUCCAAGGAGCCCAAACCUGCCGGCUUCAGCAACCGGGAACGCUUCCGCACGGCCUUCCGCAUGAAGGCCUACACCCUCCGCCAGAGCUCCGAAGAUGCCGGAGCCCUGGCAGAUCCAGCCUUAGAGGAGCGGGGCUUCCCCCCGGACAUCCUCCUGGAGGAGAUGAUCCCCACCCUGAAACUGGUCAUCAGGGCCGUCAGGAUCAUGCAGUUCCUCCUGAACAAGAAGCGGUUUAAGGAAACUCUGAGGCCUUACGACGUCAAAGACGUGAUCGAGCAGUACUCCGCUGGACACCUGGACAUGCUCUGCAGAAUUAAAUACCUCCAGACGAGGAUUGACAUGAUUCUUGCCCCCGGACCCCCCCUCACCCCGAAACACAAGAAGACUCAGAAGACGCCCUUCACGUACCCGCCCAGCCAGUCGCCCAGGCAUGAGUCCUACCUAGCCAAAGCCGCCUCCCUGCCAGACGCCGAUGACCAAAGCAUGAUGGGUAGAUUUGUCCGGGUGGAGAGACAGGUGGAGGACAUGGAGAAGAAGUUGGACUUCCUGGUGGACAUGCACAUCCAGCACACGGAGCACCUGCAGGUGGACUCGGCGGGCGCCGCCCACAUGACCCUGGAGGCCUGCGACCCCACGGGGAACGGCGAGAUCCGCCGCGUCUUCUUCAACUACGCCGAGGCGUUCCCGCACAUGUCCUACCAGAUGCCCGUCGGCAAGGUGAACCGGUGUCCGGGCGGGGGAGGGCGGGGGGGCACGGAGGGCAGGGCAGGAGGAGGAGGAGGAGGAGGAGGAGGCGUGGUUCCUCCAGACCCUCCUCCCCCGCCGCCACACCCACACCAGCCUCCCGCCGCCAUCCCCACGUACACGGAGCGUCCCACGGUGCUGCCCAUCAGCUCCCUGCACCUGUCGUCGAGGCCGGGGAGGACCACAGGGGGGCGGGGGGGCGACUCGCCGCUCUCCAUGCUGUCGGUGAACCACGAGGAGCUGGAGCGCUCCCUCAGCGGGUUCAGCAUCUCCGGGGAGCGGGAGGGCGAGGGGGGGGGGGACCUGUCGGCGGGGGCGCCGUUCGCACCGGGGGACGCCACCUGGACGAGACCCAAACCCAGCUACCUGGCGGAGGGGGAGACGGACACGGACACGGACCCCUUCACGCCCAGCGGGGGGCCCAUGCCCCUCUCCUCCACGGGGGAGGGGUUCGGGGACGCCGUGUGGAACACGCCCCCCUGAGGGGGACGCGUGAUUGUGAAAUCCCACGACUCUCGAGUUCAGACCUUAACUCCAGCCCACGCCUCUAAACCCAAGUCACUGGGUCAAAGCCCCACCUCUGGACCCCACCUUAGGGGGGGGGGCAACGUGGGUCUCAUCCCGCCUUGAUGCUGCAAAGUCACGAGGGGGCGGGGGGGGCGUCGACCCUCUGAGGCCCCUCCCACCGACCGCGGUCCAAACAGAGAGCCAUGGCACCGAGACUGCCCAGAAAAAAAAAAAAAAAAAAAAAGGGAAGCGAGUCCGUUUGUAAAGUAGAACUCUGUACAGUGCACUCUUAAAGAUUAAAAAAGAACAUAUACACACUAUAUACACCCAAAAGCUUUACUGCUGCAAAGCCAACGCACUGCAUGUGACGCAUGCGACUUUUAGUGUAGACACUGCAAAGUUCAGGAUAUCAGGAAACGGAAAAAGAGAUGGAAUGGAAACAUAUACUUGCUAUGCCAUUUUGUAACACCUAUUUUUUUAUAUGAAAACAUUUUCAUUGUUUCCUGGUUUUUUUUUUUUGCAUGGUUUGCAUGAUAAUGCACCAUCGUGACGUCUAGAGGGAGAAACUGGAACCAAAAGUCUCCUGUAUGUGAAUGUGUGAGGGCUGAAGACUUUCCAGGGGGACAGGACGUCCGGCGCGUCCAUCGUUCGCUCGCGUUUUUCGUUCGUCCUCACGUCGUCGCGCUGUAAAAUUCCCGUCGUUUUCUUUUCUCACCGCCGUGCUCUUCAGUUUGUUUGGCACCACUUUAUGCACAUCACCAGAAUAAUAGAAUAAUAGAAUAUGAGGAAGUAUCCGCCACAUGGAUUCAGGGAUAUAAACCACCCGUAUGUCUGUUCUAUGAAACUAGAGGCCGCGUGGAGACACGUCCACAACUCACUGCUUUUAGUUUGUCAACUACUUCACACCAAGUUUAACUUUUAACAAGGAUUUAAACUAUUAAAAGACAAAAACAACAUAAAUAUGUGUCUCCGCUACAAACAUCCAGUUAAAGGCCUUUGUUGAUGUGUUGUAACUUUAACAUGUUUGACUCUUAUUCCCACAGAUUAGUAUUUUCUGAUUUCAUUAUUAAUCUAACAAACGUCCACGAGGAGAGAGUUUAGUUUUUAUCUGCUGUGCUGCUUAAAGUUUCUUCCUCCUUCAGGAUUUCAACAGAAAAAUGAGACAAAACAUCAACAGAUUUUCACCCAAUGAGACAUGAAACAGAAAUAUUACACCUGUACAU